Messenger RNA from Morone saxatilis (striped sea-bass), 2770 nucleotides. Its product is annotated as aspartate aminotransferase, cytoplasmic-like. Bases 159 to 1391 code for a protein of 410 amino acids. Gene Ontology annotation, molecular function: pyridoxal phosphate binding; L-aspartate:2-oxoglutarate transaminase activity. Gene Ontology annotation, cellular component: cytosol. The transcript is spliced from 9 exons. NCBI's taxonomy places the organism in Eukaryota, Metazoa, Chordata, Actinopteri, Moronidae. The record is from RefSeq and is a predicted model, not a curated record. Gene Ontology annotation, biological process: L-aspartate biosynthetic process.
CUAUUCUCUCGGUUCUGGUGAACCAGCGGGGUGAAGGUGAACCAGCUCUCUCUCUCUGUCUCUCUGUCUCUCUCUGUCUGUCUCUCGCUGGAAGCACCCUCUCUCCCCCUCUACGUCUCCUCUUCUUGCACCGGGACCGUCUGCCUUUGUCCGGAGCCAUGUCCAUAUUCAGCGAUGUCCCGCAGGCCCCUCCGGUCGCGGUGUUCAAGCUGACCGCGGACUUCAGGGAGGACAGCCACCCGCAGAAGGUGAAUCUGGGAGUCGGAGCUUACCGUACUGACGACUGCCAGCCCUGGGUGCUGCCGGUGGUGAAGAAGGUGGAGCGGCUGAUCGUGGAGGACGACAGCCUGAACCACGAGUACCUGCCCAUCCUCGGCCUGCCCGAGUUCCGCUCCGCCUCCUCCAAGGUCGCCCUUGGGGAGGACAGCCCCGCCAUCAAGGAGAACAGGGUGGGAGGGGUCCAGUGUCUGGGUGGAACAGGUGCGUUGAGGAUCGGGGCAGAGUUCCUGCGGCGUUGGUACAACGGCGUCAACAACACGGCCACACCCGUCUACGUCUCGGCGCCCACCUGGGAGAACCACAAUAGUGUGUUUACUGAUGCUGGCUUCAAAGACAUCCGGCCCUACCACUACUGGGAUGCUGCUAAUAGGGGCCUGGACCUCGCCGGGCUCCUGGAUGACCUGGAGAAAGCUCCAGAGCACUCCAUCUUUGUCCUCCACGCCUGCGCACACAACCCCACCGGCACCGACCCGACCCAGGAGCAGUGGAAGAAGAUUGCAGAGAUCAUGAAGAGGAGGAAUUUGUUUGUGUUCUUUGACUCGGCUUACCAGGGCUUCGCCUCUGGCAGCCUGGAUAAAGACGCCUGGGCCAUCCGCUACUUUGUCUCCGAGGGCUUUGAGCUGUUUGUGGCUCAGUCCUUCUCCAAAAACUUCGGCCUUUACAAUGAGAGAGUUGGCAACCUGACCGUGGUUGCCCAGGACAGCGAGAACCUGGCCCGCAUCCUGUCUCAGAUGGAGAAGAUUGUCAGGACGACUUGGUCCAACCCGCCUUCUCAGGGAGCACGCAUCGUCAGCAAGACCCUCAACUGCCCCGAGCUCUUCGCUGAAUGGAAGGGUAAUGUGAAGACCAUGGCAGACCGGGUCCUGUUGAUGAGGGAUCAGCUGAAGACCAAGCUGCAGGCUCUGGGCACCCCGGGGACCUGGGACCACAUCACCCAGCAGAUCGGCAUGUUCAGCUUCACCGGCCUGAACCCCAAACAGGUGGAGUACAUGAUCAAAGAGAAGCACGUGUACCUGAUGGCCAGCGGUCGCAUCAACAUGUGCGGCCUGACCACCAAGAACAUCGACUAUGUCGCUCAGUCCAUCCACGAGACCGUCACCAAGGUCCAGUAAAGGCUGCAUCGGUCCGCCCACUUCCUGCCUCCUGUACGCCACAGGAAGUAACGUCACGUGUGUGUUUGCCCUUGUUACCCCUCCCCUCCUUAUCCCGGCCUCUGAUUGGUUGAACUGCAGCAGGGAUUUUGCACUUGAACCAAUGGGAGGGCGGAUGAUUUUCUGUUCUCACAUGAAGGUAUAAGCUAGAGCCCCGUGCGGGACUGUCUUCUUUAUCCCGCUGGGUUUCUGACCAUUACCGCCCACUAGCACACGCAGAAAAGUUCAAACCGCCCGCUCCCGCAGUCCUCUAAUGCAUACCUGUCUAUAGUCAUGCUUUCUCCCCUGCAUUUAAACGAACACUUUGCUUUUGCCAGCGAACAGGAGGACUCGCUUAAAGUCCGAGCCGUUCACGUGGCGUUCAUUCUUAAUAAACUCACAUAAAGGAACUGCAGUUAAUUAUUUUACCACAGAGCUUUUUAACCACCCGCUCCUGCGAGAUUUGCGUUGGGUCUCACGGGAUCCCUGUCCCAAUGCAGUCCUCUAGUGUAAACCUUUGGGAGGUGCAAUGAUUUUAGGAAGACACUUGAACGCACACAGCCAGGUCUGAGUUUCAACAGAGCUUCAAACCCCAAUGUGUAUAAUUCAAAUCUCUUUUAUCCAGGUCCCUUCAUUUGCAGAUUGCCUGUUUCUGUGUUGGGUUUAGUGCUUCCUCAAUAACUUACAGCACUUACAGGGUUUAGAUAUGAUAUAUCAGUAGUACUGAACAAAAUAACAUUCAUGUAAAUAAACGUAAUCACUAUUAGAGGUCCUGCUAUUUCCUGAAUAAGUACUUGAGUACCCUGAAUAGUACAUUAUUUAAUUACUGUAAUCUGUGUCACUAUAUGAAGCAACAAAUUACUAAUGAAAAAAUGGUAUGCUCUGAUUUAAAUUUUAGAUGUUUGAAGACAACUAAAACGCACAAUCAACUCAUGCCAGAACAUUUCCUGUGUUGAAGUCUAAAGGGCAUUAUGAGUACAGUGGUGGUUGUUUCUGUCAUGUGACCGAGUUGAAAGGUCACUUGAAGGUGUAACGCAUGUGCCUGAUGACGCAGGUUGUGCCUUGUCAGACCUGUGCAGCUACGUAGAAGAUCAUAAUGUUAGUUCUCAAAAGCGACUUUGUGCCAUCAGUGAACAUAAUCAACUCUCUUCUGUGUCCGUUGUUGUUUUCCUUCCACCCUGCAGUGCCCUUAUUCUGUUACAGAAAGCCUCUAAAGCUGGUUGUCGUAAUGAGCCACUCUGAUCAGACCUCAGAGCCUGACACUUGUUAGCCACAGACCUGCACUCCCAUUAUGUGGUGUUGUUUGUGAUGGCACACAGAAGAAUGUGUGUUCAUGCUGAAAUAAAUGAAAUCCACAACAA